AGCUAGGGCGGAAGUCAAAUCCCGGGAUAACAGGAAAAUGAAGAAGAGGGGGAUUAAGAUUGUACAUGACAUGGAGUAAAACAGAACAUUAACAAUGUGGACUUUACGACAACUUUUAUCUUUAGUUAUAAUUUGUGGGUGUCUCUCAUAUGGUUACAGCGAAACAACAGAAGCUACAAACUCCACGGUUUCUGAAACAACUGCCAUGACAAACACAACAGUCUCUGUGUCGACCGCUGUUAUAAACUCAACAGUUCUUAUGACAACCGAUUCCGAGACUGAUGAACAAACAACAAGCGUUGCUAUGACAACAGCACAAACAAAUACAACGAAUGUCACUUCAGAAUCACCCACCACAAUUAGAAUAACUACCAUGGAAACCACCGUGACAACGAUGAUGGAAACAACAACAAUGUAUGUUUCUACCACUCCACUUCCGCCUAUCAAGUUAUUUAAUUGUUCCAGUGACAGUAACUGUACAUUUGCAAACUCAGCGUGUAAUAAUUCAACCGGCGUCUGUCAAUGCAUAGAAAACUUUGUUCUCAUCGGUGAUAUGUCAUGCACUUCAGUUAAGGACUUUCAGGCAAGCAUAUUUAUUGAAAACGUGACAGAAACUUCCAUAUUGGUAGCAUGGAAUACAACACAUUACCCCGGUGUGGAAGUGUAUUUUACCAUAGAUUUUAACAACACACCAAUCAAUAACGUAAGCAGUCCUCACUUAAUAGAGAACCUGACCGAUGGAGAGGUACAUACCCUUCUAAUCACGUCCAAUGUCACGGGGAGAGACAUGAGGACUGAGUCUGUAAUGUCAAAUGUGGAAUAUGUUAGAACAGUUCCAAGGCAACCAAACGUUACUGUCGAUCCGCCUUAUAAUGCACCGAAUGUAACGAUUAGAUGGGAACCAAGAAAUCCAUACUUUAGCAUGUUUUACAUAUAUUUUACGGGUCCUGGGGUUAACUUUGUUGCCUCCACAAGUGAUACAAACAAAACGUUCACUGGUCUGAAGCAUGGAGCAAUCUACUCUUUCACAAUUGUUCAAGAAACAGAUGAGCCAUAUAGAAGAAACAGCUCUGCUUUAACCAAAGAAUUUCGCACAGAGCCUUCAGUUCCAAAUCCACCCUUAUCUGUUGAUGCUACAGCAGGACAACGGAAUAUUACAGUAAAUAUAAAUGACACUGUAAUGCCUAACGGAAAUAUCAUCCAGUACAUUUUCCAGCUGACUUACAAAGUGUACAGAGACGAGGGGAAUCGUCACGGCGUGAUCAUUUUACCAAAGAAAGACUCAGGCAUAUAUGUCCUGGAUUCACAGAGUCAUAUUUUUCCAGGUGCUGAGUAUAAUAUAUCUGUUUUUACCGUGAAUGACCGUUUUAACAGCUCUACAAGUACUGAUAUUACAGGAGUGGAAACUUUUCCGGAUGUACCAGGAGAAGUUUAUCGGAAUGAAGUACAUAAUCUGACCACAACUAGCGGUUCAAUUCGUUGGGGUAGACCAGUCAUGCCAAACGGGGUUAUGGUUGCAUAUAGAGCAAUACUGAAAGAGGGUCCCGAAGUUACAUGUCGGAUUUACCAGUUUUGUAUUGCUAUCUGUAAUUAUACACUACUCGGUCCUCCCAAUGACACCUGCCAUAUACAGAAUGAUACGAGGCUCGACGAAAACCAAAAGGAAAUGUCUUUAGAUAUAAAUAAUCUGAGACUUGGAACCACGUACACAAUCCAAGUGAUAGGAUAUACCACAGUUGGACCUGGGGAAAAAGUUGAAAUUUCGUUAAAAACCCUAAGUGUUGUACCGAAUGCAAUAGAAGAUGGCGCCAUUACUGCUGGUUAUUCCCCUGGUAACGGGGUAUUAAAUGUAACCUGGAGUCCACCUUCUUUCGCUGGAGAGGAUCUGGUAUAUACGUUAGUCCUUAGAGAUGCAAUCAAAUCUCUAACACUUGACACUAAAUCAAAUCUGAAAGAUCCACAAUAUCUGGGUAAUUAUCAACUUCACAACUUCUACAACUACACUGUAACAAUCACACCAAGGACUUCUGCGGGAGCAGCAAGCAUCAGCCGACCAUUUUCCUUCACAACACGUCCAAGUGGAAGACUUGGUAGACCGCAGAAUCUGAAGAUAAAGAUUUUGCGUUGUGACAGUGUUCAAAUUGCUUGGGAAGAAGCUAAUGUAGAGGAUAGAAAUGGCCCUAUUACAGGAUAUAAAUUUCAAAAUACUCAGGGAACACAAGAAUGGACAUUCAAAGUGUCUAAUCCUAAUUUUUGGUCCAUUUCCAAUAGAGAAUUUUCGUUUUCCUUAAGAGUUCAGGAAAAAUCUCGAUAUUCUAUAACGAUAUUUGCUGUGAGUGACAGAGUGGGUCAAAGUGGUGUUGAAUAUUCAUCACAAGUAUUCAGCACAGAGGAAUGUCCUGCUGAUAACGGACCUGUUAUAGCAGUGAUCGUCAUCGCAUUUCUAAUACUGCUAGGCAUCUGUCUAGUGGUCAUAAUAUACGUGUAUAGGAAAAAAGUGCGUGAAAUAGAGGAAGUUUAUGUUCAUCCCAAUAGAGGACGGCCAAUUUCUAUAACUAAUGAGCCUAUUGUGGACGAGGAUAUACCCUUAGACAGGCCUUUUAUUUUGAAUGAUGUACAAAAGAUUUUUGAAGAAAAAUCAGCAGACUCAAACAGGCUUUUCCUGAUGGAAUAUGAUGACAUCAAAAAGCUUAGUCAGAUUGAGGGGAAAAAACGAACAACAAAUCACGCCAAUUUAGACGGAAACAAGGCUAAGAAUAGAUACGUGAACAUCCUAGCCUAUGAUCACAGCCGUGUGAAACUUCAUCUGAUUGACGAUGACCCCUGCAGUGAUUACGUCAAUGCAAAUUUCAUCGUGGGGUAUACCUACGAGAGAGAGUAUAUCGCCAGUCAGGGCCCACUUCCUGGGACGGUCAAUGAUUUCUGGAGAAUGGCCUGGGAACAAAGUGCUACAAUUAUCGUCAUGCUCACUAAGUGCAAGGAAGGCAAUACAAAUGCCUUUCUAGAGGACAAAUGCGAGCACUACUGGCCAGAUACAACCAACGAACCUAAACAAUAUGGAGAUAUCGUAGUUAACCUCAUAUCCGUGUCUAAUAUGGACAAAUUUGACAUUAACAUAUUUCAAGUAUCGCAGGGUGAUUACACUCGUACCAUAAAGCAUUUCCAUUUCCUGGAGUGGCCCGAUUUUUCUGCCGCCGUAGAUUCAACCGUAGUAAUUGAUUUUAUACAAACCGUAAGAACCCACAUUACGCCAGAGGUCAAAGGUCCCAUUUUGAUCCACUGCAGUGCUGGUGUGGGGCGCACUGGGACCUAUAUAAGUAUAGACUAUUUAUUACAGUACGUACGAGAUCACGAUCUUAGUCAGUCUGUCGAUAUUUUUGCCUGGGUUGUGCAGAUGCGCAAAAACAGAGUAUCCAUGGUGCAAGUAGAUAAACAAUACAUAUUUAUACACCGAGCUUUAGUGGAGCUAGUAGAACGAAAAAGAAAUGGUCUUCUACAGAGUAAUGAUGAAUCUAUUCUCACCAAUGAAGUUGUAUACGAGAACACUGCAUUCCAGAGCGAUGAAGACGACGAAGACGAGGAGGAAGAGGAAGAAGAAGAAGAGCCAGAUGAAUUUUAUGAAAACUCCAUUACAAAAAUUACUGAGCAACCACUCACGGAACUCUAGAAUUCACGUGACCGGAAGUUCAAAUGCAAUGCGCUGACAUGUUAUUAAAGGACCUCCGAAGAUAGGAGAUGCAUUGAGAAUUAUUUUGUUGAAUGUAUGUUUAGGAUGUAUGUUCUUUUAAGUAGGAAAAAAAUGAUAAUAGCCGUUUAUAUUUCUAGCAAUUGUGUAUAUAUUUGACUCUUAGCAAUUUCCCAUUUUGUAGGGGAAAUUUUCCACUUAGAAAGAAAUGUUGCUCAUUUUAAUACUUAUGCUACACGUACAAGUAUAUUAAGGAUUUAAUUGAAACUCGGUUAUUUUCUUGUUAUUCAUCGUAUCAAUUUUCUAGUCAUGAUCAAAAAGCUUUACGAGCAAUUGAGAGUGUUAUAACGCAAUUUAAUUAUUAUAUUAAUGCUGCGUUAUGUGCUCUAUAUGUCAUUAGUUAUAAAAAGUGUGUUUUUCAUUUUGAAACUAUUAUCAUAUGUAUCACCUUGUGAAUUUUGCGUUUUUUUCGCAAAUAACUUGACAACGGUACUUGCUUUUUAAACAUAACCUUACUUGAAUUCAUACACAUUUUCGAAUGAGGUUAAUAUUAUUUAAGGUGAAUUUAAGACCUUCUUCAUCUCAAAAAAGAUUAAUUAUUAAAUUUUGUUUCAAACUUAACAUAUUGUUUUAGCAAAUAUGGCUUUCAAUAGUUCAACUUUAGGAAGGUUGGUAGGCGGUAUCAUGUGAUAUCAUCAUUGUAAUGGUUAUUUUGUCUCCUAACAUUCAACCUUAUCAUACCUAGAUAACUGAUGUAGAUAUAUUUAUUUGGCUCAGCCAUAUUUGAUUAUAUUAAGUUUAACAAACAGGUGAAUUUUUCAACAUUAUAAGAAUAACAAAAAUUUAGUCUUAGUACAAUUAAUUUGAUUAAUUGUAUGUUUGUUAGAUUUUCUGUAUAGCAAUUCAUGAUUAUUUGAACAUGUCAUUUAAUUUUAAUUUACCAAAGACAACCUUUUCUUCAUUGAUUUAUAUAUAAAGGUCCCGAUUCCCCAGCUACGAAACCUAGUUUUUAUAAUUUAAGAAAUUGAUUGUUCUCUUAUAGAUUAAGUGUAUAAUAAGUGUUAACUUUUAAGGUACAUGUACUGAAGAUUUUCCAAUGUAUACUUGCUGCCUAUCCAUUCAGAGUAUGUAGUAGAACAGUUAACUCUGCACUGGUGCUAAUUAAUAUGUCAUUGUAUGACUGAAUGUCAAGUUUGUGUUGUUCUUUUUUAUUUGUUUACCAUUGAAUUAUUUGAAAGUACAUGCCAUAGUAUGUUACGAGUGCUGACGUAAGGAAAUAAUCAUAGUCUACUUUCUUGUUUUGGUUUUAAAGCUCUCCAGUCAGCUGGUUGAAAGAUGCAUGUGAAGAGUUUGCAAAUGUAGCUGAUGCGCAAGGGUUAUUUCAUAUUUACAAUGUUUUGUAGUAAUAUAUUUUUAUGCGUUUUUCGUAUAUAUUUUUGUAUGAGAUAUUAUGCAAGAAAUGCUUUUUUCUAAUAUCACUGUUCUCAUUUCUCAAUAAAACUUAACAUUUUAUAGA
Molecule: messenger RNA, 5201 nt
Organism: Saccostrea cuccullata (small rock oyster)
Lineage: Eukaryota; Metazoa; Mollusca; Bivalvia; Ostreida; Ostreidae
Product: tyrosine-protein phosphatase 10D-like
Exons: 27
Coding region: 95-3667 (1190 amino acids)
Biological process (GO): protein dephosphorylation
Molecular function (GO): protein tyrosine phosphatase activity; protein binding
Source: RefSeq, a predicted model, not a curated record